Jaculus jaculus (lesser Egyptian jerboa) is the source of this 2602-nucleotide messenger RNA. It is a transcript of the gene Znf212, whose product is annotated as zinc finger protein 212. Gene Ontology annotation, biological process: regulation of DNA-templated transcription. The transcript is spliced from 5 exons. The coding region runs from base 115 to 1587 and encodes 490 amino acids. Lineage: Eukaryota; Metazoa; Chordata; Mammalia; Rodentia; Dipodidae. The record is from RefSeq and is a predicted model, not a curated record.
GCGGCGGCGGUGGCGGCGGCGGCUUCUUCGGGGAGGGUCCGUGCUCGUAGCUGACCGAUACGCAGCCCGCGGGCCAUCCAGCUGGAGUCCGGCUGUCGAAGGACGACUGUAGCCAUGGCGGAGUCGUCGCCUGCACGGCACAGGAGAAAACGGCGUUCCACGCCUUUAGCUUCUUCCACACCACCUUCCCAGACAACAGAAAAAAGCCCAGAGGUCUCACUCUGGACGGUGGUGGCUGCUAUUCAGGCUGUGGAGAGGAAGAUGGAGUCCCAGGCUGCCCGCCUACAGAGCCUGGAGGGGCGCACAGGGACAGCUGAGAAGAAGCUGGCUGACUUUGAGAAGACAGCCGUGGAGUUCGGCAACCAGCUGGAGGGCAAGUGGGCCGUGCUGGGCACCCUGCUGCAGGAGUACGGGCUGCUGCAGCGGCGGCUCGAGAACGUGGAGAACCUGCUGCGCAACAGGAACUUCUGGGUCCUGCGGCUGCCCCCCGGCAGCAAGGGCGAGGUCCCCAAGGUGUCCAGGUCCCUGGAGAACGAUGAGGUCUGUUUCUCGGAGCAGGAGUGGGAGAACCUGGAGGACUGGCAGAAGGAGCUUUACAGAAACGUCAUGCAGAGCAACUAUGAGACACUAGUCUCUUUGAAGGUCCUUGGCCAACCAGAGGGAGAAGCGGAGUUGGGUGCAGAGAUGCUGGGUGACUUGGAAGGAGGCCCUCAUGGUGCCCACUCAGCAGAUGGGGCCGUGGUCCAACAGGAGGUGCUAUACAGACAAGAUGAUUCUGCGGGGCUUCCUGGCAUGUUUUCUGGCGCUGCUGAACAGCAAGCUUUCCUAGUCCCAGAGCAGGCUGGAUUCUGGGAUGGUCCAAGUGAUUCUGCCUUCUUGGAAUCAGGCCCUGGAGACUCGAACCUUGAGGUAUUUGAGAGCAGUGGAGACUCUGCCCUUGGCAGAACUCCAGACCGCCUCCAGAAGCAAAAGUCACACAGGCAGGUACAGUUGGGCCAGGAGUGUGAGCAAGGCUUGAAGCUGAAAAGGGACACUUCCAGCCCCUAUGAGUGUUCUGCAUGUGAUUUAAGUUUCCGCUACAAGCACCAGCUGGCCACACAUCUGCAGAGCCACUCAAGUUGGGAGGCAUUUCCCACCACAGAACCAGAAGAGAGCCUUAGGCCCAGGCCACGGCUGAAACCACAGGCCAGAAAGGCAAAGGUACAUCAAUGUGACGUGUGUCAGAGGAGCUUCAGUUGCAAGGUCAGCCUGGUAACCCACCAGCGCUGCCACCUGCAGGAGGGCCCCAGCAGUGGCCCACGCAUCCAGGAGAGAUUCUCACCUAACAGCCUAGUUGCCCUGCCUGGCCAUAUCCCUUGGAGGAAAAGCCGGAGCUCCCUCAUUUGUGGGUACUGUGGCAAGAACUUCAGCCACCCGUCUGAUCUCGUGAGGCACCAGCGCAUCCACACGGGUGAACGGCCCUACCGCUGCCCCGAGUGUGAGAAGAGCUUUGUCCAGAAGCAGCACCUCCUCCAGCACCAGAAAAUCCACCAGCGGGAGAGGGGUGGGCUGGCUCCUGAGCCCGGAAGGCCCAAUGGCCUGCUUUAAGGGUGCCUCCCCUCACUGUCCGGGGGCGGAGGGGAGUGGCAUUAGUCCCCCGAAAAGACAAUGUGGAGUCAGGCUGGCUUUCUUCCUGAGGAGAAUUGCUUUUGCUUCUUCCCUUCCCCUGGCCAAGCCCAAAGGCUGAUCUGAAAUGCAGGAGAAAGGCAUGUAGGCCCAUCCUUUCCCUGACACCUGACUCUGCCACUGGGUUUGCCAUUUCCUUGGCCCCUUUGGGUCUCUGGGUGUCUUGUCUUUCCUGGUACAUAGAGAAUAGGGUUGGUAUAGGUGACCAUAUCCAGGGCCCACAGUUGAAUUGGGCACACAGGAGAGCAGAUGCUGGCAGAGUUCUGGGAGUGUAACCUCCACUUUCCUUUCUCUUGUAGUCUCUUUCUCAAUAACAAGUAGAGGAAAUAAUUUAAAUGAUCUGCUUACCCUGCUCUAAAGACCUUUUUUUUUUUAGUUAUUUUCUUGUUGAUUUAAAAAAUAUAUAUAGCUCAAAACUUGUUUUUUAAAUUUCAAGAGUUGUAGAAAUUGUUCCUAACAUGGGAACUGGGCCUACCCUCUGGGAGGGAAUUGUUUAUGGGGCUCUUAUAGCCCACCCACACUUGGGCCAGAGAGCCAGAACAAUACUGGGCUCCCUUGGUGGGGGAGCUGAGGCUCUCAGAUGAGGCUGAUUCUCAGGAGGACCAAGAGGAAGUGAAGGAGACCCUGAAGCCCCUGCCAAGUGUAAAGACUCCUAUGUUCAGUUCACUUUCACUUGAGGUUGCUCAGCGUAUGCCAGCGGCUAUUUGAGUUUGAUCCUGUUGCACCAGUUGUCACUUGAAGUUGUUCAGAUUACACUUUCCAAUGUGUGUCCCAGAGGUGGUGGAGAAAAAGCACAGAUGGUUGUCUCAGGACUCAGUGUUGAGUACCUGCCCCGCUGUUGUUGGGGGGAGGGGUAAGAGUGGGCUCCUGGGUCAUGUGUGAAUGUCCCCUUGAAUGAUUUGCAGUUGUCUAGAAUAAAACUUGUAUUAUGAAAGAA